Laccaria bicolor S238N-H82 is the source of this 318-nucleotide messenger RNA. RefSeq lists its product as uncharacterized. NCBI's taxonomy places the organism in Eukaryota, Fungi, Basidiomycota, Agaricomycetes, Agaricales, Hydnangiaceae. The annotation marks the transcript as partial. The record is from RefSeq and is a predicted model, not a curated record. The transcript has a single exon.
UUCUCAUCGUGUUAACGACUUUGACCAAAUUUUUGUUGAACUGGCAAGGACCUUUCAUCACUCUGCCCCUGCACUUAUCGUCCUCUGCCACCAUUGAUUCCCCUACCGACUCAAACCCUGUGCGGGACUUGCUUCCCUCAACUGUUCCAUUACUUCCUCUGGAUCCAAUCACCUCUAGUAACCCUCGUCCAUCACAGACAUCCAUAACCUCGAGAACGUCCCUGCCUCCCCCUCUCGUCCCAGCCACCCGCUCAAGGUCUGAGCUCGAGCAAGGCAACAGCAGCAGCAGCGUCGGUGCCCUCUCUUCCUUUCAUACCG